This is a messenger RNA of Oenanthe melanoleuca, 4231 nucleotides long. It is a transcript of the gene ACSS3, whose product is annotated as acyl-CoA synthetase short chain family member 3. The transcript has 16 exons. The coding region runs from base 1478 to 3745 and encodes 755 amino acids. The record is from RefSeq and is a predicted model, not a curated record. Lineage: Eukaryota; Metazoa; Chordata; Aves; Passeriformes; Muscicapidae.
UAGCAAUCUGUAUGAGGUGUCAUGAGUUUAAUUAAUGAGGUGUGUUCCACAGAUACUCAUUAUAAACGUUCCUUCACACAACACUCCAUCAGUAAAUAUAUCUAAAAUAAGAAUUUAAUGCACUUCUUGUUCCUAUUAAGUUCACUUGUACCUCUUACACCUCUAGCAUAGCAUUUCUAGUAAGUAAUUUAUUCAAAAUUAAUACCAGCGUUACUGUUCCAGUGUAAAUUCCUUUGCUUAUUACUUAUACCUUCACAUUAAACACACUAUGGACAGAGUGGAAACAUAGCUAGCAUUGCUCUUCAAGACCACAAGAAGUAUUAAGCAUCACCAGACAUAUUUCAUGUUUAAAGCUGGGUUCCUUUCUUCAGUGUUAGUGUGUACAACUAGCCUGUUACAUACACUUAAACAUUUUAGCUCAUCUGGCCUCCAGAGUUUUCUCUCCUUUAGGGAAAAGGGAGAUGUUGCUCCAGCUCAGAAAGCACCCAGAGGCCAGCUGCAUGCAAUAGCUAUAGGGCUUUUCCUAACUAGAUGGGCUUUGAUCAUAGUGUUGGUGAUCCAAAGAAGAUAGCUUGUAAGGCAAAUAGCAUGAAGGGUUACUCUUUGGGAGUGGAUAAUGUACCUCUAGGAAUUAGAACUGGGGAUGUGGGAUUCACCAAUUGGGCUGAGGCAACUCAUACCUCUUGUUAAGUCCACCAGUUGCACACCUCUGGUAGACAGUCACUGCACUGGACUCAGCCACAUAGUGAGAUUGUGAACAUCAGUCUGAGGCUGUGUGUGAUGAUUUCUGAGCAGGCACAUCAGCAAAAAAAAAAUAAAAAAAUAGGUGAUUCUGUAAUAACUUUAAAUCAGAAUUGUUCUUUUAAGUCAAAAUUAGCCAACCCAUUAUAAAGGUAAGAAAUAUAAAAUAUAAUUCUGGGGAAUUAGAGUUCCUCUUUACUAUAUGACAUUUUUAUAAUGUGAUUACAGGAAUAAUAUGCUGAGAAACCUGCAAUGGAUAGGCCUAUUAAAGCACUAAAAUAAUUCCUUAAGUGAUAAAAUAACAUUUGAAGCUGGUGCAUAUCUUAGCUAACUUGUGCAUUGUAAUAGUCUGAAUCAUGGCCACUGAAACUCAAGAAGGAUUUCUAAAUAUACGCCAUCAUGAGCAAAACAGAAGAUCUAUUACAGAUGUUACAGGCUUUCUGAAAAGAAGAAUGAAUUUUUUUUUUUUUUUUUUUUUUUCUGGCACAAACAGAAAGUUUUAUCGCUAGGAAGUUCCUCAAAGCAAGAACGUCUUUCACGAUAUAUACUCGAGGAGUACUCUGGCUAGGUGUCACGCAGAGCUGUAGGUCACAAAUCCUUUGGGUUGUCAGUGCCCUUCUCCAGUCUCUCCGUCGCCUUCGGCCGCUGCCAAGCGCUGACUGGUCCGGGUCAUGGCGCCGGUCCCGGUCCCGGCCCCGGCCCCGUCCAGGGCUCGCUCAGCGACACUGCGACCGCAAUGAAGGGACCACCCUCACCCCGCUCCAGCCGCCCCGGGAGCUCCGAGGGGCGGCGGCCCCCGGGGGCAGGGCCGGGCCGCGGGCGGGGCGGUUCCGCCGUGCCCGCCGACCCCCGGCAGCCGCUGCCGUCCCGUCCUGCGCCGUCCCGGGGCGUUUUGGAGCCUGGGCGGAACCAGAGCGGCCCCUCUCGCUUGAAGCCGCGGAAGAUGGGUUUCCUGGGCAGGCUGGCGGCGCUGCCAAAGCUCGGCGCUGCGGCGGCGGGCCGGGGCGGGGGCGCCUGGCGGCGGCCGGGCCCGUCCUGCGCGGCCGUCCCGCUGCCGGCCCGGGCCGCCGCUGCCCCCCGCCCGCCGCCCGGCGGCCGCGCCGCCUCCUCCCGGCCGCGGGGCAACUACGAGGAAGUGUUUCGGUCCUGCCUGGCGGAGCCCGAGAAGGUCUGGGGGGAAGUCGCCGAGCAGAUCCAGUGGUACAAGCCCUGGGUCCGGACCCUGGAGAGGGGCAGCCUGGGGAGCGCCUCCUGGUUUGUAGGUGGAGAGCUGAAUAUCUGUUACAACGCUGUCGAUCGUCAUGUUGAGAAUGGACGAGGAGACCAAGUUGCCAUUAUUUAUGACAGUCCUGUAACAAAUACCAAAGAGAAAAUAACAUAUAAGGAACUUCUGGAACAGGUCUCCAAGUUAGCUGAUGUCAUGGUCAAACAUGGUGUGAAGAAAGGAGAUCGUGUGGUCAUCUACAUGCCCAUGAUUCCACAGACAGUGUACUGUAUGCUGGCUUGUGCAAGAAUUGGAGCCAUCCAUAGCCUGAUUUUUGGCGGAUUUGCAUCUAAAGAACUUUCGGUUCGCAUUGAUCAUGCAAAGCCCAAACUUAUUGUAACAGCAAGUUUUGGAGUAGAACCGAAAAGGAAAGUGGAAUACAUAUCUCUCCUAGAAGCAGCACUGGCAAGGGUACAGAGCCAACCUGAUAAAGUUCUCGUUUACCAGCGACUUAAUUUGGGCCAUGUUCCUCUUACCAAAGGUCGUGAUCUUGACUGGGAAGAAGAGCUUGCAAAAGCACAGUAUUCAAAAUGUGUCUCUGUUGCUUCAGACCAUCCACUUUAUAUUUUGUAUACAUCUGGAACAACAGGUUUGCCCAAGGGUGUUGUGAGACCAACUGGAGGCUAUGCAGUUAUGCUUAACUGGACCAUGUCAGCUGUAUAUGGCCUCAAACCUGGUGAGGUAUGGUGGGCAGCUUCUGAUUUAGGCUGGGUUGUUGGUCAUUCCUACAUUUGCUAUGGACCUCUCCUUCAUGGUAAUACUACAGUUCUGUAUGAGGGGAAGCCUGUGGGAACGCCAGAUGCUGGUGCCUAUUUCCGUGUGCUAGCAGAGCAUGAAGUAGCUGCCUUCUUUACUUCACCAACUGCAAUUAGAGCAAUCCGUCAGCAGGACCCUGAGGCAGCCCUGGGAAAGCAGUACUCACUGAAAAGGUUGAGAACGAUGUUUGUAGCUGGUGAGCACUGUGAUGUGGACACGCUAGAAUGGUCAAAAAGAGUCUUCAAGGUGCCUGUCUUGGACCACUGGUGGCAAACUGAAUCUGGUUCUGCAAUUACAGCUUCCUGCAUUGGUUUGGGAAACUCAACCACACCUCCACCCGGACAGGCAGGGAAACCCGUGCCAGGAUAUAAUGUCAUGAUUCUGGAUGAAAAUAAGAAGCCAGUGAAGGCAAAGACUUUGGGAAAUAUUGUGGUAAAGUUGCCUUUGCCUCCUGGAGCAUUCUCAGGUCUUUGGGAAAAUCAAGAAACAUUUCAGAAGUUGUAUUUCCAAAAAUUUCCAGGAUAUUAUGAUACUAUGGAUGCUGGUUAUAUGGAUGAAGAUGGCUAUCUAUAUGUCCUGUCUCGAGCUGAUGAUGUGAUCAAUGUUGCUGGACACAGAAUUUCAGCAGGUGCGAUUGAAGAGUGUAUUCUCUUCCAUCCCGCUGUGGCAGACUGUGCUGUUGUGGGCCAGGAGGAUCCUUUAAAAGGACAUGUUCCAUUUGCACUGUGUGUACUGAGAGAAGGUAUAAAGACACAAGAGAGUAAGAUUUUGAAAGAGAUUGUUGAGCGAGUUCGGACCAACAUUGGUCCAGUAGCAGCCUUCCAGAAGGGGAUGUUUGUGAGACAGCUGCCAAAAACACGCUCUGGCAAGAUUCCACGUUCUGCUCUUUCUGCACUCAUCAGUGGAAAGCCAUACAAGGUAACACCAACCAUUGAAGAUGCUAGUGUGUUUAAACACAUUGAAGAAUUGCUAAAGAAAAAUUAAAUGAGAUAAUACAUAAUAACAAGAAUUUCAAUUUUUCAAGUAUACAAAAGAAGCAUUUUUUUGUUAAGAAUACCACAUUUUAAAAACAAGUAAUGAUUUGGGACUAAAUGUUUUUACUGCAGAAACAUUACUGUUGUUUACCAUCUUGCCAGAGCCACUGACACAUAGUAAAGUCUCUACAUGCUGCCAAUAUAUGCUGGUUAUUAAGAUGGCUAAGAAUUGCAAAUAGCAUUCAUUAAUUGCUGUAGUCCUUAAGAAAAGGAGUCAUUAGAUUAUCCAUCUUGCAUGGUGCCAUCUGUUAUUUUAUAAUGUGACUAGUAACUUUUGUUUGGCUAAAGCAGCUUACAAAAGGUAAAACAUGAACCGAGGACAGCAAUAAAAGGAGUUCGAUUGUGAAAACUGUUGCAGACAUAAAUUGUUCUUACUUGUAAAUUGUAAGCUCUUGUCUUUUAGAUUUUUUUUCUAAAAUUAAAAAUUUUAAGAUUA